AUGCAGCCCCCAACCUCCACCUCCGUCGGCCCAGAUCCUUCACAACCAUCGACCUUGAACCCUAAGCCUACUUUUGCAUCAGUACCAGCCCGAGAUCAGCCGCUAGGUUUCGCCAUUGAUGAUCUCCCUCUGCCUUCGCUGAACGACGGGAUGGUUACAGUUCAGAUUUCUGAGAACUCCUUCCUCCGAGGUCUUGACAAAUGCAAAACCAUCCUAGUUGGUAAACUCUUGUCUCCCCCAAAUGGUAUAAUGCCAAGAGCCCAUGAACUUGCACAGCGUUUGAAGCUUUUCUGGAAUAGUGUUUCAAACUGGUCUGUUGCUCCAAUGGGUAAGGGGUUCUUCAUGUUACAAUUUCAGUCUAUUGAUGACAUGCAACGAAUCUGUUCACUGGGCUCCAUCAGCCUCAACCCGGGCAUCAUGAGGCUGAUCAAAUGGACUCCAGACUUCUCCCCUUCAUCGUAUAAGAACACAUUUGUGCAGAUUUGGGUGCGGUUUUGGGACCUAGGUUUUGCUUAUUGGGAUCAACAAACUCUGUUUGAGAUUGCUAGAGGAAUUGGCACCCCAAUUAAGCUUGACCCGAGAACAGCCAAUAGGUCAAUUGGACUUUAUGCAAGGGUUCUUGUUGAUGUGGAUCUCUCAAUGCCACUACGUGAUAAAAUCAAAGUAGCCCGAGCUCAGGGACUUUCAACUGUGGCCAGUGUUGAGUAUGAGUCUGCCCGUUCUGUGUGA
Molecule: messenger RNA, 729 nt
Organism: Rosa rugosa (rugosa rose)
Lineage: Eukaryota; Viridiplantae; Streptophyta; Magnoliopsida; Rosales; Rosaceae
Exons: 1
Coding region: 1-729 (242 amino acids)
Source: RefSeq, a predicted model, not a curated record